Messenger RNA from Metarhizium brunneum ARSEF 3297, 1905 nucleotides. RefSeq lists its product as uncharacterized. NCBI's taxonomy places the organism in Eukaryota, Fungi, Ascomycota, Sordariomycetes, Hypocreales, Clavicipitaceae. The record is from RefSeq and is a predicted model, not a curated record. Gene Ontology annotation, molecular function: monooxygenase activity; flavin adenine dinucleotide binding.
AUGGCUACAGCAGUAGUUGUCGGAAGGGCGCCCACGGUGCAUACUCUGCCUGGCACUUCGAAUAUUCCCCCGACUCAGUUUCCAGCGCCGGAAGCCGUUGGGGACGUGGAUCCUUUGGCCGAAGCUGAGAACAUCAUUUGUCUCCUCAAUGAUAGCUUUGGCGAUGCAACUUUUCAUGCUACGCAAAAUCUCUUUGCGAAACAGGGAUACUGGCGCGACCAUUUAAUCUUGUCGUGGAACUUUAGAACCGUCCAAGGCCCUGCUCAAAUCGGAGAGUUUCUUAGAGAAUGUGCACAGUCGAAAGACGGAUUCCGAAUCAAGCACAUCACAAUUGACAAGCAGGGUCCGGUUCGUCAACCCUCGGUGUCCCCGCUCGAUGGUGAAGGCAAAGUCUCUGGCAUCACCGCAUUCCUGUCCAUUGAAACAGUGUUGGGCGCCGGAGAGGGGUUUAUUCGCUUGGCCCAAGAAGGCGGCAAAUGGAAGAUAUUCACCAUUUACACCAGUCUUCGGUCAUUGAAAGGUCACUCUGAAAACACCUUUUCGCGCCGCCCGCGAGGUGUCAAUCACGGCGAACAGCCCGGUAGGCGAAACUGGGCAGACGACCGGGCCUCGGCUGUCGCCUACGACGACGGGAGUGAGCCGGCCGUGUUAAUUAUUGGCGCCGGCCAAGCUGGCUUGACGGCAGCAGCCAGGCUCAAAGCGCAGGGCGUCAAUGCUCUGAUUGUCGACCGCAAUGACCGGGUAGGGGACAAUUGGAGACGGCGCUAUCAUCAUUUAGUCCUACAUGACCCAGUGUGGUAUGAUCAUAUGCCUUACUUGAACUUUCCUCCGCAGUGGCCCAUCUUCGCGCCAAAGGACAAGAUAGCUCAGUGGUUCGAAGCCUACGCCAACAUCAUGGAACUCAACGUAUGGAUGAAGACGAGAGUCAUGGAAACAUCGUGGGAUGAGACCAAGAAAUGCUGGACUGUCUGCGUCGAGCGCACAACGGCCGAUGGCUCGGUUGAGCGACGCACCUUUCAUCCGCGUCACAUUAUCCAAGCCACCGGUCACUCUGGCGAAAAGAACCAACCAGAUAUCAAAGGGGCAGACGCGUUCAAGGGGGAUUUGAUUUGCCAUUCUUCCGAAUUCUCGGGGGCUCGACAAGGUAGACGUGGCAAGACUGCCGUGGUGGUGGGCAGCUGCAACUCCGCCCUCGACAUUGCCCAGGAUUUUGCCGAAAAGGGCUACGACGUCACGGUUGUGCAGAGAUCGAGCACACAUGUUGUCUCGUCGUAUGCCGUCACUGACAUCGCCCUAAAGGGGCUUUAUUCAGAGGGUGGUCCCCCUGUCGAGGAUGCCGACUUGAUUAUUCAAAGCAUGCCCAACAGCGUGCUAAAGGCAAUCCAGGUCAAGAUUGCAGAAAUUCAACGUAACCAUGACAAGGACAUGCUUCAGGGGCUGGCCAAGGCUGGCUUCAAGGUCGACAACGGACCUGACGAGGCGGGUCUGUUCUUCAAGUAUUUCCAAAGAGGCGGAGGAUAUUACAUUGAUGUCGGGGCGUCGAAACUGAUUAUCGAUGGCAAGAUUAAAGUCAAGCAGGGUCUGGAGGUUGCCGAGAUACUUCCAGAUGGCCUUCGCUUUAGCGACCAGUCGGAGCUCAAGGCUGACGAGAUUGUUCUCGCGACGGGCUAUCAGAGCAUGAAGUCUCACACGAGACAAAUCUUUGGUGAUGGCGUUGCCGACAAGGUGGAAGAGGUCUGGGGGUUCAAUGAGGAAGGCGAAUGGCGCACCAUCUGGCAGCGCAGUGGCCAUCCCGGACUCUGGUUUCAUGGCGGCAAUCUAGGUCUCUGCCGGUAUUACUCUCGGCUCCUGGCUCUCCAGAUCAAGGGGAUGGAGGAAGACCUUUACAGCUAUGACGAGAACUAG